GUCCCUGGCUGAGGCGCUUCUUUCCCGCAGGUGCAGCUAUGGCGGACUCCACGCAGAACGGGCCGAUGCAAGGCGGGGCCGGCGGCGGAGCCGUGCAAUUUCUGAUGGCUAACAAGUUGGAUACAGCAAUGUGGAUUUCCCGCUUGUUCACAGUUUACAGCUCAGCUUUAUUUGUUCUGCCUCUUCUAGGGUUGCAUGAAGCAGCAAGCUUUUAUCAGCGAGCCUUGCUGGCAAAUGCUCUUACUAGUGCCCUCCGACUACACCAAAGGCUACCAUACUUUCAGCUUAGCAGGGCAUUUUUGGCCCAGGCUUUGUUGGAGGACAGCUGCCACUAUCUGUUGUACUCUCUUAUCUUUGUGAAUUCCUACCCUGUUACAAUGAGCAUCUUUCCAGUUCUGCUGUUCUCUUUGCUUCAUGCUGCCACAUAUACAAAGAAGGUUCUUGAUGCACAAAGUUCAAAUAGUCUACCCUUUCUGAGAAAUCUUUUAGACAAGCUGAAUGCUAAUCAACAGAAUAUUCUAAAAUUCAUUGCUUGCAAUGAAAUUUUCCUGAUGCCAGCUACAGUUUUCAUGCUUUUCAGUGGGCAAGGGAGUCUGCUCCAGCCGUUCAUUUACUAUAGGUUUCUUACAUUACGCUACUCUUCUCGGCGAAAUCCAUACUGUCGGACUCUCUUCACAGAGCUGAGGAUCGUUGUUGAACACUUAAUAAUGAAGCCCUCAUGCCCUGUUUUUGUAAGAAGACUAUGCCUCAGCAGCAUUUCCUUUAUAAGCAGAUUGGCACCAACUGUUGCAUAGCCAAAUUGAAGGCACUUGUGUUUUGUGAACAUUAUGAGCAGCUGGCACUUCUGAUGAUGAUAAUAAAUUCCUGGUUUUACACUGAUCUCA
Messenger RNA from Mesitornis unicolor (brown roatelo), 884 nucleotides. RefSeq names its product transmembrane protein 33 (gene TMEM33). The record is from RefSeq and is a predicted model, not a curated record. Gene Ontology annotation, biological process: membrane organization; endoplasmic reticulum tubular network organization. The coding region runs from base 39 to 794 and encodes 251 amino acids. Gene Ontology annotation, cellular component: endoplasmic reticulum; membrane. Lineage: Eukaryota; Metazoa; Chordata; Aves; Mesitornithiformes; Mesitornithidae. The transcript has 7 exons.